CUUCAAUUCUCGCAUUUAAUGCAUACGUUUUAUACCCACUCCCUCUACUCCAUGGACCGAAAAUGGCGGGUGCACAUACUCGUCUAUUUAGGUGCUCUAGUUUGACAAUGUCGGUAGAGAAGAUCGAAUAAAAAUACUGGAGAUGGAACUCCUAGGGAUAUUGGUUUUAACGCUUCUUAUUCCUGUCUCACACCCGAACAAUGAAGAUUCUGGAUAUCGUGUUACUCCAUUCCAGAAUAGCAUCGGGGUGUAUUUUGAAUAUUUAACACCAAUGAAAAGAAUUACAGGCACCUGCAGAAUAGUUACUUUUCUGCAGUUGGAUAAGGUACACGAAGCAUUAAUCGGGUAUCAAAUUCGGUACAAGAACCUACCCAAAUUUUGUCAACCUUUGAUGGGCUAUGGAUGCGACAGCGCUAUUAAGGAAUAUCACGUGAAUGCCAAGUUCGAUACCGCUGAGAACUACCAAAAGCAAAUCAAAGAAGAAAUGUGUGACUUAAGCCAUAAUUUCAAGAAAGAAUACCCCCCGAGGUUAACCUCUGGAAUGAGAGUGAGGCGUACUGCACCGAUGUUGGGAUUCAUCGGAGGAAUUUUUGGACCCGUUGCGGGACUCUUGAAUUAUGAUGAUGGACAACGUAUCGAAGCAGAGAUCGACAACAUGAGCCAGGCUGCCUCCAACCUCACGCAUCUGAUGGGAAAACAGACGCAUAUUCUCAGGGCACAAAUGGAUAAGAUCCACUCCAGAAGCAAACAGCUGGAGAAAGAACAGGAGAUAAUGCGAGGAGAACUCACCCAGAUGCUAUACAAGACCAAACAAGCUGAUCAAGCCAUGUAUACCUUGAAUGUGGCGGAAAUGUUACAGAACAUGCUUCACUCCCUAGAGGUGGGAUUGAAUGAAUACAUAAGAUCUGCCACUGAAUUACUGGAUGUGAUCCACUAUGUAAGAGAUAGGAAACUAAAUCCGGCCCAUUUGACCUCCGACCAAUUAAAGCCAAUUUACAGAGAUGUGCAGGAUCAUGCAAGAGAUUGGGAAUUCCCUCUCCCUGGACCAAAGGUUAGCACUAAAGAUCUAGCAACCAUCGCCAAGGUUAUGGUAAUCUGUAAAAACGGAACAAUAAGGAUCCUGCUGGACAUCCCAUUGAUCGAGAGGACCGAAUUCUCUGUAUACCGGAUACAUCCGUUACCAGUGGAUCAGUCAAUACCCCUGAACAAAGCAAGUAGGGCCUGUGUGCAUUCGGAGCAUACCCAUAUUGCCAUGGAGAACUUACAAAGGACGUAUAUCCUAUUUUACCUAAACAAGAAGGAGUCAUGUAACGUGUUUUUUGACAAAUACAUUUUCUAUAUCAACUCGCCAAUCUAUGAAUCGGCUAGACGAUCAUCCUGCGAAAGUCAACUACUGAUUCAACCAACGAUAGAUGGUCUAAAGUUUUGUGACGCCAGGAUAACUCACAAAACAGUCUCAACGUGGAUUCACUUGGAGACCUUAGGAGCCUGGCUGUACUCCCUCGUGGCUGAAAUCAUCGCACUAGUGAAGUGUCCUGCACAAAAGGAUACCUCUAUACAACUAACCGGGACAAGGCUUAUGCCACUAGCUCCAGGAUGUGUAAUGAGAAUGCGCGAUAUCACCCUACCCGCAUCCCCGUUAACAAGAGGAACGUCAGAGAUGAUUUAUGAACCGACACUAUCUCUGGACUUGCUACAACUGUCAUCAGUAAUAUCGCAACAUCAAAACCACAGCUUUGAAGGAUUCCAAAUCGCUAAAGCUCCAUCUUAUAAGGAUGAAGACUUCGAGGAGAAUGAGCAGACUCUGGACCAAUUGGAGAUUCAGUUGUACGAGGCCAGUAUGCAAAGACAUGCUAGGAGGCACAUUGUGAGCUCUACUUCACGGGGCCUAUGCUGGCAUGGGACAGCUAUCAGUUGGACUGAUGAUUGUCUGUUACCACUCAAAUUACUGGCAAUUAUAACAACUAUAAUAAGCUGUCUACGAACCAACACACCUUCCAGCUUCCAUCCUAGGACAGAGGAAUCUACGAAUAGAAUUUCAAUACCCUUGACGAACAUGAAGACGUCGGCUCGCAACCAACAACCACAUCAGCAUGUACUAAAAAGAACUACAAGUAUGCAUGCUUCAUCUCAAACACCGUCUGUAACACCGAGAACAUCCACAAACGUCAUCAACAACGAAAAUGGGAAAGAUGCGGGAAUAAUCAAUAAACCAUGUGAGGUUGUAAAAAUUCCUAUCCAAAGAUUGUAAUUUUUAUAACUAGAAUAUCUGAAAGUCUAAAAUUUGAAGAACUGUAAACCAACAGCUAAAAAUGUACUCUCCGAA
Messenger RNA from Belonocnema kinseyi, 2326 nucleotides. RefSeq lists its product as uncharacterized. Bases 143 to 2251 code for a protein of 702 amino acids. Lineage: Eukaryota; Metazoa; Arthropoda; Insecta; Hymenoptera; Cynipidae. The record is from RefSeq and is a predicted model, not a curated record. The transcript is spliced from 2 exons.